This is a messenger RNA of Xyrauchen texanus (razorback sucker), 868 nucleotides long. RefSeq lists its product as uncharacterized. The transcript has 5 exons. Lineage: Eukaryota; Metazoa; Chordata; Actinopteri; Cypriniformes; Catostomidae. Bases 116 to 868 code for a protein of 250 amino acids. The record is from RefSeq and is a predicted model, not a curated record.
GAGCAGGUGAAGCAAGUUGGGACAAUGUUGAAGACAUUUGCUCGCACUGGGCAAUCGGGUGCAGAUCAAACCCUAAUGCUGCGACGUCUUGGAGUUUGGCGAUGUUGUGCGUAGCAUGGACAACAAAAUGCUAUGCUGCAACAUUUCAGUGCCAAUGUGUCUGUUGGAGAGUUAUCCCUGCCAGGGGAUCUGUUACUCCCCCCUAGACACCCAGGAAGAUUUGGCGUUGCUUGACAACAGUUUGAGGCAAGAUAAAGAGCUCCAGCAACGAUUUCUUCGGUUUUUGGCAAUCAAAUGUGGGAGGGACCUAAAGACAACCGUGUGGCGAAUGCUUCAGAGUAUCUUCUCUAAUCACCUUUCCAUCAAUACAACCUGGACUGGUGUAGGGGAUAAAGCAUGUUUUAGAGACAUGUUCCUGAAGACCAUUGUUCAAAGAGCCAUCCGGAAGAACCCGGCAACCCAGGAUGCCACUGAUGAGGCGAUCCAGGUUAACGUUACGCGUUACCUGAAAGGAGCAUCUGAACAUGAAGGUGGAAAAAGGCGCCGCACACAAUGUUACAGAAUACUUAACCUCACAAUGGACAUAGCAGUUCAGCUUCUGAACCUCUGUCAGGGGAAUCGUCCCCUGGAGAACUAUGUGAUGGACUUCUGCUCUCUGGCCAGCCAAGUGGACAUUAAUGAGGUUGCCCUCAAAGAAAUGUUUUGCUUUGGACUGAUUGAGUCUAUCUCCUCCUUGAUGCCUGGCGGUCGCAGUCCCCUCAAUCUGGCCCAAUAUAUCGACCUCGCCCUGCAGAUCAGUGGUUCCACAUUCACUGUGGGGGAGACGGACAUCAAGCCCAUGGUUUCACGUCAUGGCCACCAAGCCUGA